Messenger RNA from Amaranthus tricolor (Joseph's coat), 705 nucleotides. RefSeq lists its product as uncharacterized. The transcript has 3 exons. Lineage: Eukaryota; Viridiplantae; Streptophyta; Magnoliopsida; Caryophyllales; Amaranthaceae. Bases 1 to 705 code for a protein of 234 amino acids. The record is from RefSeq and is a predicted model, not a curated record.
AUGAGAACUAUCCCGGAAGAUGAGAAAGUUUUCUUAGGAGGGGCCUUUGACGGACAUAUAGGCAGAGAUGCAGGCAACUAUAACUCGGUACAUGGAGGAUUUGGUUUGGGGGCAAGGAACGAGAGUGGGGGGAAUUUGUUGGAAGAUGCUCACCCAACACAGGCUUUUAGUACUGGUUUUCAGGAUGAGGAAGAAAAUCGUAGAGAAGAAGGUCGGGUCCUAGGGAAAGAUCAUGUGGGGGAGACUCAAAGGGGAUAUGGUCACAACCCUGUCAAGCAAGAUAAGUUUAUUGGGCUUCCAAGUCAGUCAGAGGAUGCGAAUGAAAUGUGGGUGAACAUGGCAAAAACCAUUAGAAUAAUGGCAAAAGAGACCUUGGGGGUGUUGUUGGGUAAACCAAAAGUGCUCAAAGAGUCGUGGUGGUGGAACGAUGAGGUGAAAAAGAAGAUAAAGGAUAAAAACAAGAGAUUUAAGGAUCUUAUAGCAUGCAUGGAAGAUGAGGAUAGGAUAGAAAAGAGAGUGAGCUAUAAAGAAGCAAAGCGGGUGGCAAAGAAAGCGGUAACGGAGGCAAAAAAUCGUGGUUAUGAGGACUUGUAUCAAAAGCUUGACACCAAAGAGGGGGAGAAGCAGAUUUUUAAGUUGGCAAGGACCAGAUUUUCGACUAACAUUCAAACACCCGGUGGGGAUAACAGAGCCUUUUCUGUUUAA